Staurois parvus is the source of this 474-nucleotide messenger RNA. The record is from the annotation of a GenBank genome assembly. Lineage: Eukaryota; Metazoa; Chordata; Amphibia; Anura; Ranidae.
AUGGGCCCCUGUACCGCCUCCUCAUGCUGCUGCCAGGCCCGUAAUCUGCCAUGGGCCCCCGUACCGACUCCUCAUGCUGCUGCCAGGCCCGUAAUCUGUCAUGGGCCCCUGUACCGCCUCCUCAUGCUGCUGCCAGGUCCAGAGUGUCUCAUGGGUCCCUGUACGGCCUCCCAUUGCUGCUGUCUCCAUCGCCACACUCUGCCAUGUGCCACUUUCAGGUCUCCUCACACUGCUGGUGGGUUCCAUUUUGUCAUAGGGUGCUGUAUGGCCUCCCAUUGCUGCUGCCUCCACCGCCACACUGUGGCUCCACGCUCUGGUUUUGGCCCCGUGACUGCCCAAAUGAGUGAAGUGUGCGGUGAUUCUAAGAUCGACGGCACUCAUCUGCAUGUCAUACUGACUGACAGUAUUAUUUCUCUUCCCCAGCAGACUCCAAGGGCAUUUAAAUUAAAGGUACAGUGUUCUGCACUAAUAUAA